Messenger RNA from Ciona intestinalis (vase tunicate), 312 nucleotides. The record is from RefSeq and is a predicted model, not a curated record. NCBI's taxonomy places the organism in Eukaryota, Metazoa, Chordata, Ascidiacea, Phlebobranchia, Cionidae.
AUGCCUCCCCAGAUAGAUGGUGGUUUACCCCUCACAUGGGGCCACACCUUUAUUCCCCUUUUUCUCGCCGAUGGUCUCCAUCUUUACUUCAGCCUGAUAGUUUGUAUACGAACCGUAGCAUCUGGUAAAAGAAAGGAAGCUUACAAGCGUGUGGUGUGGGCAGUUAUGUGUUUGUCAUUGCUGUUCUUAUGCAAGAUGUUGACAUACCAGUUACUGGAGAACGGGGUCAACUUCAAGAAAGUGACCGUCCUUGCCCCAAUCUUCGCUGUGUGGGUGAUGCUGCUGGUACGAGCGUGCCAUAUCAGACCUUGA